AUGCCCCAAGUCCAACCAACCCGCCUUCCCCACUCGCGCUCGACGCAGUCCCUCCGGCCCUCGGCAAACGGUACGCCCGCAACCCCGGGCCAUCAGCGCAAGCCCUCACUCACGCGGCCGCCUGGUACUGGCCUGCGACCCAAACCGAUUCCGCUCUCAAGUCACCAUCCCUCAGGCUCUUGCGCCUCCUCCAUCUCGACCCGUUCCGCCAUCCCUUCCCUUGGCCGCUUGCGUCCAGCUCCCCGGCCCCCAACAAGCUCAAGCAACUCUUCCCUCUCUACCACCAAAGAGGUACCGGCCAUUCGCCCAGUGCGGAGCCUGACAACACUCCGCCAGGCCGCCAAGGUUGAGAAGGGCAAGACACCUGCGCCGCUCACUGCCGCGCAUACGGGCCCGGCACCGCGCCCAAGGCCAGUCGUCGGGGCGCGUAGCCGGCCGCGGGCUACGACGCUGGUUGAGAACCCCGAGACACCACCUCGCAGCCAGAAGGCGCCGGGAAAGGUGCCGGACAGGCUCGUGCCCAACAAGACGGGAGAACGGGUGAAGCGUACGCCGUCGGCCCGGUCGCCGGUGUUGAGCGGGGCAAGGCGCGUACCCGCCGCACGCGGUGAGUCCACAGAGUCGCUCGCGCAGCCGUCCCCCCCGCCCAAGACCACGACCACGCGCUCGCUCAUGCGCCGCCCCCUCUCGCUCGCCGAUAGAGUGUUUGGCGGCGGAUCGGCGCUCAAGAUCGCCGCGAAGGAGAAGGAAAAGCCGGCGCCUUCACCUUUCCCCUCGCCCUUAGCGAGACUGAGCCAGCGCGACCUGCGCACCAGCCUGCGCGCCAACUCCAACACCUCACCCGCGGCACCCAAGUCUCCCCCACCCAAAUCAGCCUCCCCUACUGCAGUCAAGUUCUCGCCGGCUGGUAAGAACCCGAACCUGUCUGAAGACAAGAGCUUCAAGCUCCCCUUAGGGAAGCGCACGCCUGCGCAACGCCGCAUCGCCUCCACCCCCGUGCGCACGCCGGCACACUCCCGCCGCGCGCUGCCCGAAACGCCAGCACUGAGUACCUUCCUCCGGGAUCAGAGUACGCGGAUCGGCCAGAUUGGGGAGGAGGAUAUUUCGCUCGCCUCAAGCACGAGUUUCCGCUGCCUCACACCACCGGGACACGGGAGCACAGAUUUAGAGUUCGUGUCCGCCAUCGCCGGGCCACCCGCGACACGCGCGCGCCGUCCGCUGCGCUCUCCCCUCUCCCCGACGUCACCGUUAAGUCCGCGUCGUACUGCGCGGCCGAUUGCCACGUCGACAGAGUUACGCGCAGAGUUGGCGCGGGUCAAGAACGAGCGCGUCGUGCUCGAGACGCGCGUUGCUGCGGCCGAGGCUGAGGUCGGACGCCUAACGGGUCUCGCGGAGGCGGCUUUGCGUGACCGCCAGCGUGCGCUCGACCGCGCCGAGAACGCUGAGGUCGCGCGCGAAGCCGCGUUAUGGGACGCCGUCGUGCAGGCCGCCGAUGAGGCGAUUGAGGAGGAACGCGCGCUCCUGGUCGCCAUUGCUGCUGCGCGCGCCAUUGUCAUGGCGAUGUAG
This is a messenger RNA of Cutaneotrichosporon cavernicola, 1566 nucleotides long. RefSeq lists its product as uncharacterized. Bases 1 to 1566 code for a protein of 521 amino acids. The transcript is spliced from 3 exons. The record is from RefSeq and is a predicted model, not a curated record. NCBI's taxonomy places the organism in Eukaryota, Fungi, Basidiomycota, Tremellomycetes, Trichosporonales, Trichosporonaceae.